Vicia faba (fava bean) is the source of this 390-nucleotide messenger RNA. NCBI's taxonomy places the organism in Eukaryota, Viridiplantae, Streptophyta, Magnoliopsida, Fabales, Fabaceae. The record is from the annotation of a GenBank genome assembly.
AUGGAUUUGAGAUUGGUAGGUUUGGAUGGUCCAGUAUUGCAUGCUCUUCACCAAAUGAUGGAUCUUUCAGACUACAAUUCUUCCGACAAGUCAUCAUCACACAAUGCUCCGACACGGUCGUAUGUUAGAGAUGCGAAGGCGAUGGCUGCAACUCCGGCGGACGUGAAGGAAUAUCCGAAUUCAUACGUGUUCGUGAUCGACAUGCCAGGGUUGAAAUCUGGUGACAUAAAGGUUCAGGUUGAAGAUGAUAACGUGCUUGUGAUAAGUGGUGAAAGGAAAAGGGAAGAAGAGAAAGAAGUGUGUCAAGAUGGGGUGUUGUGUGUUACCGUUGAGAAAUUGCCUCCUCCUCAACCUAAGAAACCCAGAACUAUUGAGGUUAAGAUUGCUUGA